Molecule: messenger RNA, 1818 nt
Organism: Symbiodinium sp. CCMP2456
Lineage: Eukaryota; Dinophyceae; Suessiales; Symbiodiniaceae
Source: the annotation of a GenBank genome assembly
AUGGACGUGCCGGGAGCUAGCGGUGCUUCAAGGAGGGACCGUGGCAAAGGCAGGGGAUUCCUUUGGCUCUUCGUGUCCGCAGUGCUGCUACAGCCCGUGGCCGGAGAGAUGGAGGUGUGCCAGUGUGACUUUGGGAACAGCAGCUGGGAAGAGAACUUGGACAACAUGAUAAGGCACCUGGACGAGCACGGACGCCGCAGCGACUUUUGGGACGAAGGGGCGGCAAGCACACAGUUCAUCCGGAACUACGAAUGCCCGAAGGAUUUGCGCGAGACCGACCGGAAUGACUGGAAGUGCAGGCCCGAGCAGUCAGCAGUGGCUGCUGUCUGCGGCCUGCAGGCUGUAGACGCAACAACUCGUCGGCUCGUUGAGCCUGGAGCCCUGGGCCAGAGGCGAACACUAAUUGAGCUCAGCAUGUCUUACCGUGAGGCCCUUCGGUACAUGAGUUUCCGCUGGCGAAAGGUUGUCGUGUCCGAGCAUGACCAGCAGAGGAAGGUCUGUGAAGAGCAGCGCAGCUCUGCAGGGAAGGUGGAAGCCCAGCGGCGCUUCGAGGCGCGACGAGCCGAGGCCCAGGCCAAAGAGGCAGCGAAGGAAGCCGAGGCGAACGAGGCACCGUGGCGGGCACGAGCUGAGGCCGCAGAGGAAGCCUUGAAGAGGGCAGAGCAGCUUUGCAGGGAGAGCCAGGCAAAAGUGAAGAAGGCCGAGGCAGAGGCCAAACGGAAGAGAGAGUUCAACCAGCCGGCUGUCCCGGGAUCCUGGCGUUUUGUCUUGGCUUCCGUGUUUCUGCUGCUCUGCUUCUGUGCAUUGGUACCUCGACGCUUCGGAAAGCUGCUGGCGAGCUUCUUGUGUCCUGCACGAGAUCGCACCGUCGAUACAGGUGACGGCCUAAAGAGGUCAUCGGAGGAACUCGAGAAGGCUGUAUGCCAGAUGAGGGAAGUCAUGGUCGAAGAGUUUGAUGCCAGUAAGAAUCAGUUAUGCCCAAAACAGCAGGAAGCAAAGGUUCCGAGUGCGGCUGGCGAGCAGAUUGUGAUGCAGCUGGCCGAUCAGCUCGCUGACAAUGGAAAGGCUUUGCUUCAGCUGAAGGGCGUCAUGGAGGAACACCUGGAUGCCAUGAAGUUUCAGUUGCGCCGCAAGAAGCAGGAAGCAAAGCCGAGUGCAGUUGAGGACACUACACAUCCGACAGAGGAGAUCGCGAUGCCGCAAGCUGAUGAUGCCAGCGAGGUCUGGAGUCAUACCUCGUGGGUUGAAGUUAACAGUUGCGAAGCACUGGCGGCAAACUCCUUGCCCAAGAUCUCUGCAGGUGGCACUGACAGCCCGGAGCCAUGCUGCUUUCUCCAAGAGUCCCUUUUCUUGGCAGAGGACAAGCGAACGUACAUACAGGGAUUCGACCUUCAUCUGGGCUGCAAGAUCUCGGCGGCAGACGGCAGCGUGAUCCGUGUGCGAAAGGUCCCAGAACUCCACCGGGUGGACAAGACCUUGAAUUUGCGUGCGGGCAGCGCCGUCUUGCCGUGCACGCCGGAUCAUCGCAUUACAUUGCCGACAGGUGACACAGUGCCAGCUGACACGCUUCGCAUCGGCCAGGAGGUCAUGGUGCAAAACACUCCAACCCAACUGACCAGCAUUGAGCUCAGUUAUGUGCCUGUCAACGUCUUGAAGCUGGCCUUCGAUCCGGACUUGCCCGUGGAGGUCUUGGUGCCCCCGCCGGCCAUCCAGUCCAAGGGAACUGCGAAGAAGGCCCUGCGUCGCAGCCUGGUGGGUCGCCGUGGAAGCCCGGAGGAGCCCAGCAUCCCCGACACGGAGGCGGAAUACCAGGACUAG